CGGAUUCCAAAACUGGCGCGGAUUUUGGAGUCAAUCAUUUUUUUCUUCCCUUGUUGUUCCGCUCAUCAUAAGUUUUGCAUUACAGCUUUCUCAGAUAGAUCGCCAAUCGAAUAGGACUGCAACUAUGUUCGGAUCAAAUCAAAGUGGCAAACAGAAGCGACUGACUUCCUACUUUGGUGGUGGAACGAAAGACGACAAGGCAAAAAACAGGCAGUCCUCCGGCAAGAAGCGACCGCGCCCGGUUUCCGGAACCAGCUUUCGCUCGCACAAUGGUGGUAGCGGCUUUGGGGUGUGUCCCUUAUGCCAACUAUCCUUUGCCUGGCAUAUUUUGGAGAACCAUGCUUCGGAAUGUACCGGAAUCGCUAUCAAUCACAAAAAUUCUGCURAAAGAAGCACAGCGACCGCAGUAGAAAGCAAAAGCCCUGAAGAGAAAUCGACUCCAAAACAACCAACGAAAAGUGAGGAGAGGGAUGAGAUUAUACCAUUGGAAAAUGUCAUUGAACAGAAUUCUUCCUUCACUAAAACACCAAAUGCAAAAAGAAAAAGACAAUCAUGCAUUGUUACUCCUCGAUUGGCUCCUAUAUUCCAAGCCAAAGCAGGCGAACGUGGAAACAAUCAGGCCCUGCACUCAAAACAGCACCAGCAACUCCGCCCACACUCCUACGAGCCCAUUCCUGGACUCUUUGUCUACGAAGAUUUUAUUACUGAAGAAGAAGAAGCUCUGAUCUUGAAGGCAUGCGUCAACGUUGAUAGAGAUGUCCUUCCCGCCUGGAAACAGUGUCGGUUCAAUGGAAAACACAUUGGAAAACGAUGGGGCGUGCACUGCAAUCUCCGAGAUCGAAGAGUUGAUUCUCCCGAAAAUCCCCUGCCGGAGGUCCUCUCUGAAAUUGUCUUUCCAAAACUUCGACAAUUGAAUCUUCCCGCYACCAAGAACUUUUGGCCGAACGAGGCCAAUGCCAUUGACUAUCGACGGCGACAGGGCCAUUGGCUCAAGGCCCACGUGGACGAUCGCAAACUGAGCAAGGAGGCAAUUGCCAACCUGUCGCUCCUGGGGGAUUGCUACAUGACCUUUUGCAACGUUUCCAAGCACCGUAACCUAGCCGUCUCGGAGCAGCGGGUCUUGCUCAAGCGACGCUGUCUCCAAGUACUGACGGGAAAGGCCCGGUACGACUUUUCGCACGGUAUUGCCAACUGCGAUUUGCUGACGGAUCGGCGAGUGAGUAUUACGAUGCGCGAGUCGCCCCUGACCAGAACGAGUCCAACAAUCGACAACUAGGACUAUCAUGCAGAAGAUCAAACGCCAUCGAUAGUUUAGAACAGUGCUGAUAACUCGAAAAAAUUGUUAACAAAAUU
Messenger RNA from Pseudo-nitzschia multistriata, 1353 nucleotides. The record is from the annotation of a GenBank genome assembly. NCBI's taxonomy places the organism in Eukaryota, Bacillariophyta, Bacillariophyceae, Bacillariales, Bacillariaceae.